CGAGGAUGCGCCACGACUGUCACCAUGGAGUAUCUUCCUAGUCUUCAGGAGGAGUUUGACGAGCUCAAGCCGUCUCUUUUUGAACUCCUCGCAGAGCAGCAACUAUCAGACCUCCUCCCUCCCUCCCUCCGCUAUCUCCUUGCAGUCGCGACUCAUCGACAUCCCCGAUAUCUCCUCCGCGUCCUGAACUCUUAUGACGAGAUCUACGCACUUCUCUCGCUGGUAGUCGAGCGCUACUACCUGCGCAACUUCGGUGGCUCCUUCACCGAGAACUUCUACUCCCUCAAACGGGAGCGCGUCCUCCUCACGAAAAAUGGCGAAGUCCCCCGAGCCCAACUGGGCGCCCCAGCCCCCGUCCGUGAAUCCCUCAAGCUGCGGGAUUCCGACGUGUGGAAGAAUCUCUUCGUCAUGGUCGGCAUCCCCUACCUGAAGCGCAAGCUCGAUGAGGGGUACGACGUGCACGCGGCGCCGCACGCCGCACUGAUCACAAGCGGCGGGCCGCGAUAUAACCCCAGCGACGACCUGCCGCCGAAUCCGACUAUUAAGCAGCGUCUGGCCUUCUACUACAAGUGGUUCCUGCGGAACGUCUACCCGUCCGUCAACGCAGCCUAUCACUUCUCCGUCCUCGCCUUCAACCUCGCCUACCUCUUCGACAACACCAAGUACUCCUCCCCCUUCCUGUGGCUGAUCGGGACGCGCAUCCGCCGUCUCGGCGCAGCAGACCACCGCGCCAUCGCGGCCGUCCUGGAGCCCAAGCCCAAGCCUGGUCCCGCAGCCGGUGGUGCGCGUCGUCCGGGCUCCGGCCUCCUGGGGAUGCUGAGCCCGCAGAACCUGUAUCCGCAGGCUCUGUCCUCGCUGCGUUACUUCCUGCCGGCAUCGAUCUUCGCGCUCAAGUUCCUGGAAUGGUGGCACGCAAGCGACUUCUCGCGGCAACUCGCCCGCAAAGCCACCGACAUGCUGGACCUGCCGGCCCCCGUCGUCAACGGCAUGACCCCGCCGUCGGAGAAGCGUCGUCUCGCAGAGGAAGCCCAAGCCAAGGCCCAAAAAGCUGCCGAGACCGAGAAGAACAAGAGCCCAGAGCCUGACUCGCCCCGCAAAUCUGCCCUCAAGGCGGCGCCCGUCGGGAACCGCAUCCAACCGCCCAUCUCGGCCACGUCUUACCUGCCCAUCUUCACUGUGCCUCUCCCGCCGGCAGACUCGGACGCCGCGUCGACUUGUCCCAUAUGUUUAAAUGCGCUAGCUAACCCGACCGCCUGCCAGUCAGGCUACGUGUUCUGCUACGUGUGCAUCUUCCGCUGGGUGAACGGGGAGCAUCAGCGCCAGGUUGACUUCAUGAACGGUGAGGGCGCCGGUGCGGCGUGGGAGGAUGAGGACGAAGAGGAGGGAGAGAAAGACGACGAGGCUGCUGAGACGCAGGGACAGAGCCGUCAGGGCAAGUGGGAGAGCGGACAGGGUCGGUGUCCGGUUACGGGGCGCAGGUUGUUGAGCGGUACGGAGGGGUUGCGUAGGGUGCUGGUUUAGAUGUUUGAUGCUCUUUCUAUGACUUAUAUUGUAUAUAAAUAUACCUCGUCUUUGCAUGCAUUUUUUUCUUUCUUUCGAUGAUAUCGAUGUGGAUUCGAUUGAGCAAACCC
Molecule: messenger RNA, 1631 nt
Organism: Aspergillus campestris IBT 28561
Lineage: Eukaryota; Fungi; Ascomycota; Eurotiomycetes; Eurotiales; Aspergillaceae
Gene: pex12
Product: ubiquitin-protein ligase peroxin 12
Exons: 2
Coding region: 25-1521 (498 amino acids)
Biological process (GO): protein monoubiquitination; protein import into peroxisome matrix
Cellular component (GO): peroxisomal membrane; peroxisomal importomer complex
Molecular function (GO): zinc ion binding; ubiquitin-protein transferase activity; protein binding
Source: RefSeq, a predicted model, not a curated record